Amaranthus tricolor (Joseph's coat) is the source of this 1870-nucleotide messenger RNA. Its product is annotated as altered inheritance rate of mitochondria protein 25. Gene Ontology annotation, biological process: plasma membrane phospholipid scrambling. NCBI's taxonomy places the organism in Eukaryota, Viridiplantae, Streptophyta, Magnoliopsida, Caryophyllales, Amaranthaceae. The coding region runs from base 191 to 1321 and encodes 376 amino acids. The record is from RefSeq and is a predicted model, not a curated record. The transcript has 12 exons. Gene Ontology annotation, molecular function: phospholipid scramblase activity. Gene Ontology annotation, cellular component: plasma membrane.
UUGAAAAAAAAGACAUAGUAGUACUAGUGUACAUAAUGUAACAAAAAGGGUUUGGUUUGUUCCAAUUUUUCAUUCCAUUUGUCCUGCUGCGCGACGAUCAUCAUUCAUCAGUCAAUCGCCUAGAGAAAGAAGACCACAUUUGCAGUCUCGAAUUUGUUCAAAGGAAAUUAAUUGUCGAAAUUAAUGUAAAAUGAGGUGGAUUAAGAACUUGCAGCAAUUUGUUAGGAGUAGUGUGUCGUCCGAUUAUGUAGUAAAGAGUAAUACUAAUACAAUUAGCAUUCUAAAAUUCAGUAGAAGUUCGGUUAUGGGGUUGCCUCACUUCCAUGGAGGAGGGCUUGAAUUUAGUGGAAAACCUUAUAUGCCCAAACAUGUUGUUACAAUGCCACAAUGUCGUGGGUUUAGGCACAAAGUCCAAAAUAACCCGAUUUUGGACCGCGAUUAUCUUGCCCAACUUUGGGUGUUGGAUAAAGAAAUGACAAAGGCAUUAGAGAGAAGGAAGAUGGCACACCAUAGGUAUAGGACUUAUCAGAAAGAAAGGGGUGGACGGCAUGUGUUUAAGCAGCCUCCUCUUAGUCAAUCAAUUACUGGAAAUUUGGCACCGACGUCUCCUGAGGAGCUUCAAGUUGCUCCUCUUCUUGCUAGAUCAAACUUGUUAAUCACCCGAAAUAUAGAAUGGUUAAACCUGGUGUUUGACUUUGAGCAGGAAAACCGAUAUGCAAUAGUGGAUGUAUGCUACCCUCAUUCACCUGUAGGUUUUAUCCGUGAACAAAGUAAUGUGCUCUUAAGACAGUUUCUUCGUUUGAGGCGUCCCUUCGUUGCACGCAUAACUGAUGCUUUGGGUAAUGAGCUAUUCACGAUUCGUCGCCCCUUCUGGUGGAUUACUAGCUCAAUUUAUGCCGAAAUUAAUGGGAAGGAGAUUGGUGUGGUGCAUCAACGCUGGCAUCUUUGGAGGAGGAUCUAUGAUCUAUAUUUGGGGAAUAGGCAAUUUGCUGUGGUUGAAAAUCCUGGUUUAUGGAACUGGACAUUUACUUUGAAGGACAUUGAUGGAAAUGUGCUUGCUCAAAUAGAUCGUGAUUGGAGAGGGUUUGGUUUGGAGAUAUUCACAGAUGCUGGACAAUAUAUUAUUAGAUUUGGGAGUUCUGAUCCCGUAGUGAAAACUGGUCCUGUUAGAGAGGUUGAGGACUUAGAUAUUGUACGCCCUUUGACCCUUUCAGAGAGAGCAGUUGCCGUGGCUCUUGCUGUGUCACUGGAUAAUGACUUUUUCUCUAGACAUAGUAACAGCAGCUGGUUUCUCGGAAUUCCACUUAUCUUCACUGAGUAGAAAAAGUGUGGUUCCCUAAUCAUCUCGUGUACUGAAAAAUUUAGAAUCAAGUGCAAAUCCAGGAUUUUAUUUUUAUGGAUACCGUAUAACCAGCUUCUGGAAAUGGAUACACGAAGGGGGGUAAAAUCUAACUGCGGUUGAGGUAAGGCUGUUAAAACGAGUAAACCGAAACAGCAGGGAGAAAAUAUUAUCUGUUGUUCAAGGCUGUUAUGUAGAAAGGCAGAUUGGAACUUUUACCUGCCAUGUUAUUGUGCAGAAAUAAGAGAAGAGAAAGGCUCUACUAUUUAUACUAAUCGACUCCAACUAACACAAGACUCUAAUUUCUAAUGAACGGUGAUGAGGUCUUGUCUUAGUUGGACAGUAACUAUCACUUUUUCAGUAAGUUUUGAGUUCGAUUCGUACAAAGUUUUUCCCUCAAUCUACUGUGUAACCAAAAAAAGGGGGGGACAACAUAAAUUUGUCAAAUUGUGAGUACAUUUGAGGUGACAAACAGUAUGACUACAUCUACUGAAUUGUUUAGAUUUGAUAGUAACGAUUACGAAUUCUCAA